This is a messenger RNA of Daucus carota subsp. sativus, 1797 nucleotides long. RefSeq names its product type I inositol polyphosphate 5-phosphatase 5. NCBI's taxonomy places the organism in Eukaryota, Viridiplantae, Streptophyta, Magnoliopsida, Apiales, Apiaceae. Gene Ontology annotation, molecular function: phosphatidylinositol-4,5-bisphosphate 5-phosphatase activity; phosphatidylinositol-3,4,5-trisphosphate 5-phosphatase activity; inositol-polyphosphate 5-phosphatase activity. The coding region runs from base 261 to 1607 and encodes 448 amino acids. The record is from RefSeq and is a predicted model, not a curated record. The transcript is spliced from 7 exons. Gene Ontology annotation, biological process: phosphatidylinositol dephosphorylation.
CAAGUGGAUAGGAUCGCAAGGAGACUCAUUACAAGUCUUGCGAUUGACAUUUCUACAUGUCUCUGUCUAGUUUCGUACUUUCUUAGUCUUUGAUUACCUCAUUGAGUGUCUCCAUCUGCGUGUACUGUAUAUUUUCAAACCUGCAACUCGAAAAACUAACGAUAUCUAGAGCUAUAAAGUUCUGAUUUCUUACCUUGCUCUCAGGAAGGCAGAAUAGCGUGGGAAUAGAAGGCCUUAACCUUUCGAAUUUUGAUCAACCAAUGACACCGCAAACCAUCGUUCAAGAUUUUCGGGUUUUCGUUGCAACGUGGAACGUAGGAGGAAAGACUCCGGAUAUUGAUCUCCGGCUAGAAGAAUUUCUCCAGGUGGAGGGAUCCUCUGAUAUAUAUGUAUUAGGAUUUCAGGAAAUUGUUCCCUUGAGCGCAGGAAAUGUUCUAGUGGUUGAAGAUAAUGAGCCAGCAGCAAAAUGGCUAGCUCUCAUUAGCCAUGCACUUAACAAACCAUACCAUGACUCGGUCUCUUUUGAUUCAGGAUCUACGUCGAAAUCCAACAGUAUCAAGGACCCAUCGAGGUCUUACUUUUUUCACAAACCUUCUCUCAAAGUACUAAGCAAAAAUCUCAGGGCGGAUAAUACUCUUCUCAAGGCCUGCAAUUGCCCUCUGGAAUCACCAGCGCCUCAGAAGCGGAGGCCAAGAAAUCUAUCUGACCCCAGCACUUCCCCUGGUCCAAGUCGACAAUCGAGUGCUAGUGACUUGGAUUCAGUUGUAGGAUUGACUGCUUCGUUUAGUCAGUUGAAUUACUGCCUUGUAGCAAGCAAGAAAAUGGUAGGCUUAUUUUUAUCCGUUUGGGUUCGAAGGGACUUAGUGAAACAUAUUGGCCAUCUUAGAGUUGAUAGCGUUAGCAGAGGAAUAAUGGGAUAUCUAGGUAACAAGGGUUGCAUAUCAAUUAGUUUGUCACUACACCGUACAAGCUUUUGCUUCAUUUGUAGUCACUUAGCUUCUGGUGAGAAGGAAGGAGAUGAGUUGAAGAGAAACAACGAUGUUUUUGAAAUUCUAAAGAGUGUGCAAUUUCCUAGAAUUUGCAAAAACACAUAUCGUCAAAUGCCAGAAAAGAUUAUUGAUCAUGACCGAUUAAUUUGGCUUGGGGACUUGAAUUACCGCGUGUCUUUGAGCUAUGAAGAAGCGGCGACUCUGUUGGAGGAUAAUGACUGGGAUUCCCUCUUACAAAAAGAUCAGUUGAAUCUCGAAAGAGAAGCUGGGAGAGUGUUUGAAGGAUGGCACGAAGGCAAAAUCUUAUUCGCCCCCACAUACAAGUACACACAUAACUCCGAUUCCUAUGCUGGAGAGACCUGUAAAUCAAAGAAAAAACGGCGAACCCCUGCAUGGUGUGACAGAAUACUAUGGCGUGGAAGCGGCAUUGAACAAUUAUCUUAUAUACGGGGAGAAUCAAGAUUCUCCGAUCACAGGCCAGUUUGUGCAGUAUUUUCCGUUGAAGUGGAGAUGAAAAACAACAAAGCUGGAAAGUUCAGAAAGGGUAAUUCUUGUACGGUUGCCAGAGUUGAAAUUGAAGAUGGCAUACCUCAUAGGCGCAGCUUUUAUGGAUAUUAAGUUGGUUUAAACAACUUAAAUGGUGUAAAAUGUUUUAGGGAUUAUAGGAGAAGAAAUAUUAGGGAUAUAUUUUCCUACUGAAUUUGUAACUAGUUGUCGUAAACUAAUUGUGUAUAAGAAUGAGAGGAUAAAGGUCCUUCAGUUUUUGCUGCAUGAUACUACAACGUAGAGAAAUAUUGAUUAUCAACAA